CGAACUUUUCCAAAACGAUACACCGCAACAAUGGCCAGAUCAAAGCAAGUAACAAAGAAAGUCGAGAAGAAGGCAGAGGUGCCGCUCAUUACCAAGACGCAAAAUGAGACACCUUACCAGCUGGACCCGGCGCAAGUUGAGCGAGCGGCGAAUGCGCUCGUUGCGCACAUGAAGAAGCACAAGGAGGAGAAGGAGGCAGUCGGCACCAAGGAUCUGAUGGCUGACGAGGACGAGGCCGAGGAGAACGAUCAGCCCAUCUUCCUCAGCGUUUCCACCAAGAAGCACGUCAGCAAUACCAACAGCCUGAAGCCUACGAAGAUUGUUCUGCCUCACCCCAUCAUUGCGAACGACGCUAAGAUCUGCAUCUUCACCAAGGAUCCUCAGCGAGUAUACAAGGAUCUUGUCGCCUCGGACGCAUUCCCUGCCGCACUUCGCGAAAGAGUUGGCCGUGUACUUGGCGUUGAGAAGCUGAAGAAGAAGUUCAAGUCCUUCGAACAGAAGCGCGCUCUUCUCGCCGACUACGACAUCUUCAUGGUCGACGAACGCGUUAUCAAGAUUGUCGCCGACUUUCUUGGCAAGGUCUUUUACGGCAGCAAGUCUAAGCGUCCGAUUCCGAUCAGAUUGACCGCUGGCGCAUACGUCGACAAGAGUGCGAAGAAGGACAAGGAGCCUCAGAACGUGGUUGGCACAGCACAGGGUGUCGCAAAGGAGAUCGAGACUGCGCUGAAUUCAACAUAUCUCAGCAUGAGCGCCUCAGCCAACACCUCAAUCAAGAUCGGCAACCUCUCUCAGACCGCUGCUCAGAUCAAGGAGAACACCGAAGCCAUCAUCGCCGCUAUCAUUCCCAAGCACAUCGAGCAAGGCUGGCGAAACGUUCGCAGCCUGCACAUCAAGGGCCCUGCCACAAAAGCUCUGCCCAUCUGGCUCGCUGAUGAGCUGUGGGUCGACGACUCACAGGUGCUGGACGAGCCAUUCCAGAAGAAGAGCAUCGGCGAGGGCAAAACCGCACAGACCAAGCGCAAGUGGGACGAGUGGGAGGAGGAGCUGCUCGACGAGGACGAGCUGGCGGAGAAGAAGGCAAAGAGGGAGGCCAAGAAGGCGAAGAAGGCCGGACCUGCGAAGAAGAGCUCUUUGAGCAAGGAGAAGAGGAAAGCAUUGAAGCAGGAUGCGCUGUCUUCAGUACAGACAUCGUUGAUUGCAUGAGCUGUUGAGACAUGAGUAAUUGCAUAUGACGGCGCAUCGGCGUUAGGGAGCUCAAAAGAUGUGUUGCAUAUUGGGCAGAAUACCAUUUGCGAAUCUAGG
Messenger RNA from Macroventuria anomochaeta, 1302 nucleotides. RefSeq names its product ribosomal protein L1. The coding region runs from base 31 to 1203 and encodes 390 amino acids. Lineage: Eukaryota; Fungi; Ascomycota; Dothideomycetes; Pleosporales; Didymellaceae. The transcript has 2 exons. The record is from RefSeq and is a predicted model, not a curated record.